Molecule: messenger RNA, 636 nt
Organism: Fraxinus pennsylvanica
Lineage: Eukaryota; Viridiplantae; Streptophyta; Magnoliopsida; Lamiales; Oleaceae
Source: the annotation of a GenBank genome assembly
AUGGAUAUAGAAGAAGAAAAAGAAACCCAGUUCUUUGGAGUCUUUAAAGAAUCAUUGAACACAGUUUCUUCGCGGAGAAAAUUUUUCGGCCUAAUUACCUUGAGCUUAAUCCUCCCUCUCUCCUUUUUCUACAUAGGCCACAUCCAAAUUUCAACACUUCUGUUUACAGAUAUACUGCUCAAUGCACACAUAUUGGAGGGAUCCUCAUUAUAUAAUGAUAUUUCAUGUAUUCUAUCGACCAAGUGGACGACCUUUUUUUUGUUCAAGAUUGGCUACUCGAUUUUCUUUAUCAAUCUUGCCCUUCUUUCGACAUCUGCAGUGGUUUACACAAUCGCCUGCAUUUAUACUGCCAAAGAAACUAGCUUGAGAAAGUUCAUGAGUUCGGUUCCAAAGGUUUUGAAGAGGCUUAUGGAUACAUUCAUCUGGAAUUUCGUUAUUCUUUUGGCUUACAAUAUCAUUGCAUUCUUGAUCUUCAGUUUUGGUGUUGUUUUGUUCGGUUCAUAUACGUAUACUCUGGCGAUUUUCGUUAUUAUGCUUGUCACUGAAUACUUGAGUGGACUGGUAACUAUCACCAUAAUUUGGCAUUUGGCCACUGUCAUUUCAGUUUUGGACGAAUGGCCAAAACUCAGGCUCUGA